AUGGAGGCCGAUGGCAACAUGAAUUUGGUGGCGGAGGGUGAAAGUCUUUUGGUUGCACCACCGCCGGUACCACCUCCGCCGCGCGGACAAGAAUUCACGGCACUAAACCUCGACGUUUUGCCACGCACCAACCUUGACGAACCGGCCGGUGGAAGAAAUGGACUGCUAAUGCAAAACCAGACAAACCCGCCACCGCCGGAGAAUAAUGUCAACUACGGCAGCUUGAUGGAGGUGGAUUUUGAAGGAUCCACUAUUCCCACGCUUGAGGAAGCCCUUAGCAUUGAGAAAUGUGGUCGUGAGCUUGACCCUGAUGAGGAAAAGAAACUCAGGAGGACAAUCUCGAAUCGACUGUCAGCUCAAAGAUCAAGGAUCAAAAAGUUGAAUUACAUUGCAGAAAUGAAGAAAAGAAUGAAGGAAUUAGAGGACCAUAUGGCAUUUUUAAACCCGACACUGGAGACAUGCAAACAGAAGCAAACCGAGUUGAGGAACGAGAGGAUCGUUUUGGAACAGCAAAUAAAGAGAUGCAUGGAUCAAUCUAUUAUUUGCAAUAGGGAGAUUGAAGAGAAUAAGGCAGAAAUAGUCAGGUUGAAGGAAUUGCUUGUUCUGAAAAAUGAGCACACGAGUAUGAUGAAUGGGAGUGAAAUUGGUAUCCCAGAUUCAACCUCGGCAAUUUUUGGAGUUUAUCCGCCCGGAAGCUUCACUUUUACGGCUGAAAGUUCUACCGGUUUUAAUUCUGAGCAAAAUGGAGUAUUGUUGGACGGAAUGAACAAUAAUGUAGAUCAUGGAGCUGGGAUCGAGCAGUAUCUUAACAUGGACGCCUUGGGUCUUUCUCCGUCGACCGACGACACGAGAUGA
This is a messenger RNA of Oldenlandia corymbosa var. corymbosa, 855 nucleotides long. Lineage: Eukaryota; Viridiplantae; Streptophyta; Magnoliopsida; Gentianales; Rubiaceae. The record is from the annotation of a GenBank genome assembly.